Seminavis robusta is the source of this 4728-nucleotide messenger RNA. The record is from the annotation of a GenBank genome assembly. Lineage: Eukaryota; Bacillariophyta; Bacillariophyceae; Naviculales; Naviculaceae.
UCCUUUCCUCCAAGCGAAUACACUUGGCAUCUUCUGCACACCGAGCUUCUACAUGUACAACAGUCAUCCUUCCUGGCAGCAACCACCUCAUCAGACUUGUCUUGAAGCUCAGGUGACACUGUGGGUUUCUCACAAUAUCACUCUUUGGUUUGCCCAACUUCCAAGCAUUUUCACCCCAAGUGAGUAACUUCCAAUCCAUUUCCAAUUUCCAAUUUCCUAUAAGCAAAUCUUCUUUGCUGCCAUGACGAAUCUUGCCUCUCCAGAAGAUGGUUUGGCGGACGUUGAAAACGCCAAGAUGUCUAUCCAAGAUGACGGCUCUGAUUCGUCCGACGGCGGCACCACGUUUUCCUCUGUCGGUAUGGACCGGUCUAGCUCCAGUUCAGCGGGUGAUAGCGAUGCCCCUGAGAAACUGGUUCGUCGCGAGAAUCAGUACAUUCUGGCAACUCGAGUGAUUGUGGUCUUGUUGCUGGUUGCAGCAGCCAUUGGGACGACUGUGUUCAUCUAUCGCUACGCCAAGACAAACGAAGAGCAAGACUUUGAAUCGGACUACCAAGCUGUGGCGACGACCAUCCUUGACAGUUUCAACACCGAUAUCACUCUCAAGUUCUUUUGUGCCAAGACUCUCUCUGCCAUUAUGAGUGCCAAACAUGAAGAAGAAGUCGCCAAGGAUCUCGCGGUUGUUGCAGCUUUGGCAGAGCAUGGUAUUGAACACGAAGCAAAGGCUGCUCCUUGGAAGAUCACCGUUCCCCACUCUCAGUUCCUCCAGGCUACCUCGGAAGCCAAAUGGCUGAUCAAUGCUCACUAUAUCGGGUAUUCUCCGUUGCUCUUCCAGGAGAGUCACCGCGAGGAAUUCGAAACCUAUGCAGCUGACUAUCAAAAGCAGAAUGGCCUCUUCUUUGAAACGGACCUGUCGGAAGACAAUGACGACGUCAAUCAAGAUGCUAUUGGUUGGAAUGCAUCCAAGGGACUCUUUGUGGUCGACCCAAGUUCGGGGGAAGUGAGUUCAGCUCCAACACUAGAUUCCACUAACGAAACAGUCGUACCUCCUUUCUACAGUCCCUUGUGGCAAGCAGAUGCUCGAAGUGCUCAAAUCUCUCCCACCAUGUACGACCAAGCAUCUGAUAUGAUCAGAGCCACUGCCUUGAGGCAAAUGAUUGACCGUCGAGAGCCUGUCCUUUCCGAAACUUUCUUGCGCAAUACUACCUACUAUGAUACCUACUUUGGGGCCUCCGAUCCUGUGCCAGGAGUUUACAUGCACUUUCCUGUACACACGUUGGAUGUCGAGACGGGACAAGGAACUGGGAUCAUUGGGUCUGUUGUCAUGGAGUUUCUCUGGGAGUCCUUCCUCACGUCCAUAUAUCCUCCCAACAGCGAGAACGUCCAUAUUGUCAUUGAAAACACAUGUGGCCAGACAUACACAUAUGUCGUGAACGUUGAGAAUCAGAUUGGAGACUACAAGGAGCACAGGAUGGUUUUGGUAGGCGCAGGGGAUCUUCACGAGACCAAGUUUGACGACUAUGUACAGUCGACGGACUAUGGUUACUUUGGGGAUGUCGUUUGGUUCUCAAAGGUCCCUUCAUUGGACGAAGAGCACGAAAGCACCCUGGAAUCCUGUUUGUACCGUUUCGUUGUCUAUCCAACGCAAGCCAUGGAGGAUCAGUACAUCUCGAAUGAUCCUGUGCUCUAUGCUGUCGUCACCUUUGUCAUCUUCUUCUUUGUCAGCGGUGUUCUCUUGCUAUACGACCACAUCGUGAGAAAGCGCCAGAAAAAGAUCAUGGAGGCAGCGGCUAGGACAAAUCAGAUUGUUUCCAGUCUAUUCCCUAAGAGCAUUCGAGAACGUCUAUACAGGCAGCAGCUCGCAUUCUCUCCAUCGCAUAAAGAUGAUAGCACCAUCAGAAGCCAUCGAAGCAUGUCCGGAACGAGCAAGAUGCAGCUGCAAUCAUUUGUGCAAGUUGAAACAGGCCCCUCGCCUUUGUUGUUGAGUUCAGAGCCAAUUGCAGAUCUAUUCCCCAGCGCGACCGUUUGCAUUAUCAACAUUGCCAACUUUUCGGCGUGGAGCUCUGAGCGAGGACCCCAGCAAGUAUUGACCCUUUUGGAACAUCUCUUCUACGAGUUUGACAGCAUUGGUAAAAGAAUGGGGGUAUUCAAGUUGGAUUCACUUGGAGAUCAAUAUUUAGCCGUAGCCGGAUUGCCGCAUUACCGCCACGAUCACGCUGAACUGAUUGUAAAGUACGCCUACAGAUGCCUAAAGGCCAUGACGAUGAUUACUAGAAAGCUAGAGGUGACUCUUGGACCCGACACUGGAGAUUUGAGAGCAAGGGUGGGCAUUCACAGUGGACCCGUCACAGCGGGCGUCCUUCGAGGAGAGAAGACCAGGUUCCAGCUCUUUGGAGAUACGUACAAUGUGGCUGAGCAUGUGUGCACAGCUGGACAGCCCAAGCGCAUUCAAGUUACUGAACAGACAGCUGACCUCCUCAAGGAAAGAGGAAAGGAGAACUGGCUGAGACCCAGAUCGGAGAAAGUGGACCUGAAAGGUCGCGGUGUGGUGCAGCUCUAUUGGGUCCACCCACAUGCGAACGAAGCUGCAACCAGGUCUACGGGGUAUGAAUACCUGCCAGAUGACGGUGAUUCCAUUCUCGAUGAUUCGACUUCGCAACUGCCAGGAACGCCUGAUGAAUUCAAGGGGACAUCUCAACAGCUUGACAGGAUGAAUCGUUUGAUUGACUGGAAUGUCCAGUUUCUAUACACCCUUCUGGAGAACGUAGUUACUGCACGAGGGAAGCGUUCAGCCGUUGGUGUGGCUGAGCUAGAAGAGUUUGAAUCCAAGCUGGAGAAACAAAAAGCAGAGGGCACCCUUGUCCUUGACGAGUUUACAGAGAUUCUCUCGAUUCCGAAGUUCACCCCGGACGGGGUUGAUGCCGAGCGGGGCAUUUUGGACCCUUUGGUCAAGGAGGAGCUUCGAGACUUUGUCACGCGUGUCGCCAGUACGUACAGAGAUGUACCGUUCCACAACUUCGAGCAUGCUUCCCAUGUGAUGCUGAGCAUAGGAAAGAUGAUGAAGCGCAUUGUGGAACCUGAAGGUAUCGAGUACGAUGUCGAAGGAGUAUCAGAGGAGACCAGGUCCAUUGAGAUUGCUCGACAAAUCCACAAUAGCACGUAUGGUAUCAGCAACGACCAUUUGCUGCAAUUCACCUCUGUCUUCGCAGCGCUCAUCCACGACGCGGACCACACCGGUUUGACAAACAAAGAGCUCGUUGACCUCAAGGUACCACUUGCCGAACAGUACCGAGAGACCUCCGUCGCCGAGCAGAACUCUGUAGACAUCACAUGGAGAAUGCUUCUAGAGCCCGGAUACACGCACUUGCGCCGCUGCAUCUAUUCCAACGCGGAGGAAAUGAAGCGCUUUAGGGAACUUCUGGUCAACGCCGUGAUGGCCACGGACAUCGCCGAUAAGCGCUUGAAUGCUGUGAGGAAGAGUCGUUGGAAUGAUGCUUUUGCCGAGGCGGCCCCAUCAUCAUCAUCAUCGGACCACAAAAUGUUCCACGAUGAUGCCAAUCUCAACGAGAACCGAAAAGCAACCAUUGUGUACGAGCAUCUAAUUCAAGCUUCGGACGUGUCUCACACGAUGCAACACUGGAAUACCUUCCGCAAAUUCAACGCUCGACUCUUUGAAGAACGCUACGUUGCUUGGCUCAAAGGUGUUGCCGAGGAGCCAUCCGUGGGCUGGUACAAGGGCGAGCUUGGCUUUUAUGAUUUCUACUUGGUUCCCUUGGCCAAGAAGCUCCAUCAGUGUGGCGUAUUUGGUGUUUCCUACCACGAAUAUCUGCACCACGCUCAAGAGAAUCGCCGGGAAUGGGAAACGAAAGGAGAGGGAAUCACAGCGGAAAUGCUGGCCCACUGCCAAUCAAAGUAUCCCCACGGCUUAGCUUCUGUUCCUGGUCAAACUACGGUGGAGGAGGGCUUUGUGGACGAGGAGGUGGAUUGCUAAAGAGGCACGGGUACGGUAUGGUGGAAAUGCUGAGGACCCAUGAAAGAAAACUCUAGUCAGCCAGUCCAUACCAGCAAUCUACAGCUGUCAGCCCCUACCACGAGAUUAGGGACCUGUAACCCUUCGGGAGAAGCUGGAAUGUCAGAGGCGCAACGCAAAAUCUUCUUCCAUUUAUUCACAUCUCCAGCUCCCUGAACAAGAAGUUCCUGCACUAUAUAAUUGCUUUUGACAUAUCAUUCAUACGAACUAGCUAGACUAGACUAGCUAGCUAUGAAUAGUACUACCUGGUACUAACUACUACAUGUCGGUACCGAGUACAGUAGUAGUACCGGUACAACAUUGCUGCUCUCGACUCAAUGUUCUCAUCAAAUCGAUUUGAAGAUGAACAGUGGGCUUGCUUGAUAGUUUGGUGGGAGAUUUGAGUUUGGGUGGCUCGCCGUGGUCUCAAGCCUGCCAGAGUCGAACGAGUCAAAUGGCGCGGAGAGUUGGCCAGGCCCAAAACAAGUUCGCCUUUUAAAAAUAGCGUCCGUACUCAGUCAUAGCGGUUGAACUGAACCAUGCUGAAACAGCUGAAGUGCUCUUAGAAAACCGAAUUUUAAAGUCGAAGUGCGGACACCAGUGGCAGCCUUCAUUCCAGCGGUUGUCACAAAAAGCAGCACAUAAAAUCGAGCAGUUCGUCGUUUGCAUCCCUCUUCCACACCGUAUUUUACUUCAUCAACCGCAACCAUGGCCAAGACACC